Messenger RNA from Trichobilharzia szidati, 1162 nucleotides. The record is from the annotation of a GenBank genome assembly. NCBI's taxonomy places the organism in Eukaryota, Metazoa, Platyhelminthes, Trematoda, Strigeidida, Schistosomatidae.
GUUGAGUGAAGACCUUGAAACUAUAUAAACACGGUGUACUGUUUCUGCGCACAUUUCUAACAAUGGCGUCUUUAAGCUGUGGCUACAAAUGUUUGCAAAUAUUUUUGGUCAUCUUCAAUAUACUUGUGUUUGCAUGUGGCAUCGCUCUGAUUGUAAUUGGAAGCCUUGCACAAGUAGCUAUUAAUAAAUAUUCUGCCGGAUUGGAUGCAAAUUUAAAAGGACUUGUCAUUUUUAUCAUUGUCCUUGGAUGUGUUGUGUUUCUCCUGGGAUUCCUUGGAUUCUGUGGCGCAUGCACUAAAAAUGUUUGCUGUUUAACAAUGUAUGCUAUUAUGCUAUCAGUUAUAGUUGCGGCUGAAAUCGGCGCAGGAAUAGCUGCUGUUGUACUGAAAGAUGAUGUCAAGAAGCACUUCACAGCUACAGUCAGGAGUUCUGUGGCAGUGUAUAGUAGCAAUCCUGAGCUCCAGAAACUCAUUGAUAAAAUACAGUCAGAGUUUAAAUGUUGUGGUUCUGAGUCUUCAAAUGAUUACAAUGCAACAGGACAAACGGUUCCUGACUCUUGUACAGAUCCAGCUACAAAGGUGCCAUAUACAGAUGGUUGCUCUAACAAAGUGAUAAGUUUCUUUGAAAAGUAUCUUGUCGCUGUUGUUGUCGCUGCAUUCGUUUUCGCUUUACUACAGUUAUUGUGUAUUGUCUUCGCUAUUUGUGUUAUUCGAGCUAUCAAGUCUGGUGAUUCAGCUUGAGGUGACGAAGAAGAAGCCGAAGAAGAUAAGGAAGGCAAGACUGAUGAUAUCAAAAAAUGUUUUAAACUAUCUCACAACAUUCCUUAUAACCUGGCAAAAUGACACUCUUCAAUGUGAUAAAAUCCUUCACUUCCCACCCCUGUCCCGCCAAAAAAAAUAUAUUUUUUAAUAAUUUCUAUUCAUCUGUCAUAUUGCUAAUUUUUACCCUUCUUUUUCUUCUUAUUGUAAUUGUUGACAUGUGGAUAAGGAAAUUUUGUAUCCUCCCUCCCUUCUUCAUCCCCUACUCCUUGACAUACUUUUCUGUUUUGAAAAUAACAGAUGUAAGAAACAGAGAUGGAAAGAAAAAUCAUGAAAUAAUAAUUUUGUUUUUGGGUUAUUGGGUUGAUGAAAAAUAAAGACAAAUAUAUUAUCAUUAUUAUAAC